This is a messenger RNA of Clupea harengus (Atlantic herring), 635 nucleotides long. It is a transcript of the gene ndufb11, whose product is annotated as NADH:ubiquinone oxidoreductase subunit B11. The record is from RefSeq and is a predicted model, not a curated record. NCBI's taxonomy places the organism in Eukaryota, Metazoa, Chordata, Actinopteri, Clupeiformes, Clupeidae. Gene Ontology annotation, cellular component: respiratory chain complex I.
UGACGUUGUUAUUUACACCGGAAGUGUUCUUACUGUCGGUGAAGACUUCGCGGAGCAGCGGGCUUCAAGACCAGAAGUUCAGGAUGGCUUCACGGCUUACUCGGAUUUGGCCUUCGUUGUCUCGAAUGCGCUUUAGCCCCGUGUACGGUGCUCGUUUUGUGUCCCAAUCGACACCAUCGAGUGCUGCAGGCGCUACCGCUGUCACGGAUCUGCAGCCCUCUCAUGCCAAGGAAAGUCAUGGACACGCAGAGGUCAGCCCGUUUGAGAAGAAUCCAGAAUACCAUGGAUUCUCAACUGAUGCCACUGCAGAUGCAUGGAACAUGAGGCUGGCAUUCUUUUUCGGCAUUUCUAUUGCUAUUGUCCUGGGUGGUACCUUUCUCCACUACCUACCUGACCAUGGGAUGAGACAGUGGGCCAGGAGGGAAGCUGAGAAACAGAUCAAAAAGAGGGAAGCCGGGGGGUUGCCCAUCAUGUCUGAGAACUACUACGACCCCAGCAAGAUCGUUCUUCCAUCUGCAGGGGAAGAGUAAAUUGUACAUUUCCAGUUUCUGUGUUAGUUAAUGUGUUUAUUUGCUCUCAACUGUAAAAAUAUGACAGUAGUAUACUACUGUAAUAAAUUAAUCUGUUAUUCUCUC